This is a messenger RNA of Trifolium pratense (red clover), 1095 nucleotides long. RefSeq names its product protein MAIN-LIKE 1-like. Lineage: Eukaryota; Viridiplantae; Streptophyta; Magnoliopsida; Fabales; Fabaceae. Bases 1 to 1095 code for a protein of 364 amino acids. The transcript is spliced from 2 exons. The record is from RefSeq and is a predicted model, not a curated record.
AUGAACGGGCUCCAUCUGAAGCAUUCUGACGUGGAGGAUAUCUAUAGUGUUAACCACGGAUUAGCUGAUAAAGCUGUUGCUGAAGGUAAGUCGGCGCAUGAGAUUAAGCUGUAUAGGGACAGGUCCAUACGGGCUUUCUUGCUAUUUUUGGUCUGUUGUACCAUAUUUAGCAACAAAAGCAGUUACUACGUGGACGUAGUAUACCUGCAGUAUUUUCAGGAUUUGUCGGCUGUCCGUGAAUGGAAUUGGGGUGUUGCUGCUCUGGUUCAUUUGCAACAUUAUCUGGAUGAUGCGUGUUUGGUGACAGUGAAUCAGAUGGCUGGGUACAUGUCUUUGCUUCAGGGCUGGAUAAUUUCUCAUUUUCCGGGACUUAGUGUGUGGGCGCAGGAUCCUAUCUAUUCUGAGGGCAUGCCUCGAAAUGCAAAGUUUGUUCCCGGAGCUGGACAUAGGGAACCAAGUAGCUAUAGAAACAGUUUGGAUAAUAUUCAGACGUACGGCUGCGUAUUCAGUCCAUAUGAUGAUCACCGACAUGUCCGCCCUUUGAUAAAUUCAUGCUGGUUUUCUGGAUGGUUGAGAUGUGGUAAUUUGAAAGCCAAGCACUUGCCUGAACGCGUGCUUAGACAAUUUAAACAUGUCCAAGGCAUUCCAAGAAAACCGGAUUUGUCUGCGACUCCGGGGAUGAGCCUAUGUGAGAUUGAUCGCGUUUUUAUGGAGGAGUUGGAUUUGAGGAUGAUUGCUGAAGAGAUGAGGGGUCAGGCUGUGGUUAGCGCAUGGGACCAUGAACCUGGAUACAUGACAUGGUUUUACAAAGUGUCACAUCCAGUUAUGCGACCCGUACAAGCUCCGGCGUCACCACCAAGGCCACCUAACUUAGAGGUGUUGAUAGAGGCCGCGGAAGCAAGGAAUGACCCUAAUAUGCUUCAGGUAUGCCGUGGUGUUAGGGAUGAGGUGGAGAGGUCACUUCGCGAAGGUGAGGCGGUGGAAGGAACUCCUGUUCAUGGUACUUUGCGGAGGAUUUUGAAUUUGCUUAACCCUGUUUUGACGUGUCGGCGACUUAAGCGGGGUAGAGGGAGACGAUACAACACUCGAGAGUAG